GUUAAUUAGAAAAACAAAAAAAUAAUAAUAAAGAAUUGAACCGGCCCGACCCGAGACCAGCCGGGCCCCGUGAAAUCCCGUGAAAUGUAAAUUUUUUGAUUGAGUAGUUUUUUGAUACAAAGUGCAAUUUUUUAACAUUGAAUAUAUUACUUUCUUGAUAUUUACAUUUCGGCACUAUAUAUUUUCCUAAUGUCACAUUUUUAUCUAAAAGUCUGUCAAAUCAACUUUGUCAUUAAGGCUAUGUUUGGCACACAAAAGCCUCUAGCUUCUAGCUUCUCUAUUCUUUAAAAAGACGUUAAAAGACUCUAGUUGCAUGUUUGGCAUGACAUUUUUUAAGAGCUUUUCAAAAAUUAAAAGAUCUUUUUUGAGAUGCUACCGGGUGUAGCAUCUGAGAAAAGCUCGUGACUUUUAGUAUUAAUUAGUCCUAACACCUUGUAUACCAAACCAAACUAAAUCAAACAGUCGGCUUUUUACCGAACAGCUAUCAACUUUUCUUUUUAAGAUCUUUUCAGUCACUAAAAGCUAACAGUUACUAACACUACAACAUUUUAGAGCUACAGCAACACCAAUUUUUUCAAACUCAUAAAAUUGUUGCUUUAUGUUAUGAUUGGCUACAUUUUUUAAGAAUGUUACUGAAUUAGAUAAUUUUUUAUGUUUUUAUAGUGGGCAACGGGUUUUACUUUUUGAUGCCGUUUCCACACUUAAAAACUGUAGCCGUUUAGGCAUAAAAAAAACUGUUCCGUUUAUAAUGACUUUAUAAUCGAUUUUUAUUCAUAUCCUCUUCUCCCGUCAUAUGUCUCUUAAAACCUAAAUCCGCCAUAUCGAGCUUCCCCACAUUGUUGCCGCCGCCGCUCGGGCUCAAACGCUUAUCGGCGUCUCCAGUCGCCUGACGCAUCUGAGCGCCUUCAGUGACUCUAGACGCUCCUCCACGCUGUUCGAGAGGCUGUGGCGGUGCGGCGAUUCCAGAGGAAGUGUGAGCAACUCCACCACUCCCAUUUCGAGUUCCCUGAGUUCCUUCCGCAGCUUUGUGUACCUUCUCGACAUUGCCGAUUAAUUUUUUAUGAUGAAUCACUCAAUCAGAUAGCUUGUGAAAUGAAGGCGGUUCGCUUCUCAUCAGAUAGACGACUGAGGAUUCAGUUCGCUUCUCACCAGUUUGUGGAGUUCGAUUUUCCAGGGAAAUGAAUCAUGUCACUAGUUUUGGUCUUGAUUUUCAAGCUAAGUCUAGUGGUGAACUACUUCAAGAGUAUAAACUUAAGGUAGAAAAUGUAAUAGCUUUCGGGAAAAACAAGGAAGGUGCUUCACAUCAAGAGCUACAGAAACAUUUCACGUUUAAUCAAGAAAACGCUCAGCUGAAGGAGUUUAAGUUAUUAACACUAAAGGAGGUGCUUCAAAUAUUACUCAGCAAGAGGGAAAUGUUAUAGGUUUCGGAGAGUGUCUGUAAUAAUCUAAAGAAGCAAGAACCUGAUUGGAUUCUCAAAAUUGAUAUUGUAGAAGGAGAUAGUUGCAGGAAAAUGAACCAAGUGGCUGGUAUUGGUCCUGAUUUUCCAGAUAAGUCUAGUGCUGAACUACUUCGUAAGUAUAAGCUUAAGGCAGAAAAUGUCACUGCUUUCAGAAAAAAUAAGCAAAGUGCUUCACAUCAAGAAUUACAGAAACAUUUUACGUCUAGUCCAACAAAAACUCAGGUUAUUAAUACUAAAGGAGCUGCCUCAAGUUUGUCUCAAGAAGGAAAAGUUUCAGAUUUUAGAAAAAACAAAGGAAGUGCUUUAAGUAAAAAAUCACAGAGAUGUGUUCCCUUUAAGAUUAUUAGCAACAUUGGAGGUGUUUCAAAUCUAAGUCAGCAAGGUAUGAAUCUGAAUGGUGCAAGUAUUCAAAAGUCAAUGCAAAAGGUGAACCAUAUGAAAAGACCUCAACCGGGAUCUAUUUCAAUCCAACAUAAAAAGAAAAAUCAGAGUAAGGAAUUCUUGAGCAAUAGAGUUGAAGUCGAUAAAACAGACUUAAUUGAAGUUUCUUUUAAAAAGAAUAUUGCUAAAUACACGACCAACACGCCUAAGCGACAACAAAGGCCUAUACUAACAGAAGAGGUACAGGAAACACCGGAAGAGCAAUGCUUUAAGAAGAAAAAGGCUGAUCCAAAAUGUCCUGUGAUGUCACUAGAUGAGUUUAUUGAUAAGAAUAAGAAACAAAUUGAGCUUGAUGAAUCAGGAUCUGAAUAUGGGGAAGAUAUUGAUAUGAACUUGGAAUUUGAAGGGGACAUGAACCAUGACAGUGAAGGCAUUGAGGAAAAUGCACAUACAAGUGCAAAAUCAAUAAGAAAACGUGGAAAGACAUUGUGUCUAAAGGUUCAUGCACGAGGGCUCGAAGAUAGAAAGGAUAUCAUUUUAAAUGUAGAAGGGCAACCUAUUGGUCCAGAUGAACAAACCCUUUCUGAACUGAGCAGUUUUUUGGGAACAAUAGCAAGAAGUUCAGAUUUGUGUCCUCUUAUUUAUACUAAUUGGAAGGCUGUCGACAAAGGCCCUAUAUGGGCUUAUGUUAAUAAAAAAUACCAUAUUCAAGACAAAGGGAAAAAAUAUGUGUAUGCUGUUAUUAAUGAUGCUUGGAGGCGGCAUAAAUUCUCCAUCAAGAGGGAUCAUUUUACUAAGUACAAACGCUUGCGUGAUCGUCUGAAAAACCGUCCUAAGGAGAUACCAGAAGAACAUUUCAAAGCAUUGAUAGAGUAUUGGAAGCUAGACACAGUAAAGGAAAUUAGUCAUCGAAAUGCAAAAAGUACAGCUCAACAAAAAUGGAGGCAUCGAGUUGGUCCGAUAAGCUUUGCUCGGAUAAGGGAAAGAUUGCGUGCAAAAAAGCAGAACAAAGAGUCUCCUACUCGAGCUGAAGUGUUUAUUGAAACUCGACAACCUAAGAAAGGAAAAAAAUUGGAUCCUGAAACAGAUGGUGCAAUUAUAAAGCUUCAAGAUUUGAUGGUAAAUUCUGAAAAGUCUUCGGAAGAAGCAUUUCAGAGUGUGUUUGGAAAUGAGAAACCAGGGAGAGUGCGAUGCCAUGGAAGAACUACAACACGUUCUCUCUUGAAAAAAAAGGAAGAAUUGGCGGAAAUAGAAAAAAGGCAUGCCAGUGAGGUCAAACUUUUAAAUGAUAAAAUUCAAGAGUUGGAGGAAAAAUGUGCAAGACAAAUGGCAGCAACAGAGGAAAAAAAUCGGCAGGAGAUGACAUCAAUGGAGCAAAAAUUUCAGUUUAUUCUAACCAUGUUAAAUCCUAACAAGUGUGAAAUUGAUUUAGAUUCCUUUGCAGCUUUUCUAUCAAGAACGACGGGCAUUAACAAUGGUUUGCGUUCUUCUACAUCAACUCAUGCUCCGUGUAAUAAUGAAAUGGAUGAUGGCAUUGAUGAAGAAAGUGAAGAUGAAGAUGAAAACAAUGAUGCUUGAAUGUGAUUUGAUGAAAUUUUAUUUCCAUAUGUUGUUUUCAUUUUAAGUUCGGAGUUAAGACAUUACUAUUGUGAUGAUUUACACUUUAAAGACAAUGGAUCAUGGAUGUUGAUUAAUAGGGUAUUGUUGAACCAUGAUUUGUGAAUGAUUAUUGUUGAAAUGAAAUUCUACCUUUUCC
Molecule: messenger RNA, 3597 nt
Organism: Cuscuta epithymum
Lineage: Eukaryota; Viridiplantae; Streptophyta; Magnoliopsida; Solanales; Convolvulaceae
Source: the annotation of a GenBank genome assembly